Nilaparvata lugens (brown planthopper) is the source of this 6677-nucleotide messenger RNA. Its product is annotated as protein phosphatase 1L. The transcript has 4 exons. Gene Ontology annotation, cellular component: cytosol; nucleus. Gene Ontology annotation, molecular function: cation binding; protein serine/threonine phosphatase activity. Gene Ontology annotation, biological process: positive regulation of canonical Wnt signaling pathway; negative regulation of canonical NF-kappaB signal transduction; positive regulation of canonical NF-kappaB signal transduction. The record is from RefSeq and is a predicted model, not a curated record. Bases 63 to 1529 code for a protein of 488 amino acids. Lineage: Eukaryota; Metazoa; Arthropoda; Insecta; Hemiptera; Delphacidae.
AAGGCGGUGAGAGGAUCAUGGUCGUCGUCAUUCAUUCAUGAAAUCAUAAAUAGGGGUGUAAAAUGGAAGAUGAGUUAGAAGAUAGAAUAUUUUAUCAAACUUACAUCUCCCACAUGAAGAUUUUAUCUAAAUUUGCUGUAGGGGUACCCCUCAAUUCUGCCUAUGUCGCUCAUAUUUGGCGCAUUCUUAGGCUCUACGUAUUAAAACCAGAAGUGCUUAUAUUUAGUGCAUUUUUGAUCGUGGUUAUAGUAUACCUUCAAGCAGUAGAUUUAUGGAGUCGCAGUUUACUAGGCAGAUUGUAUGUGGCUGUUGGAAAAUCUUCUUCUACAAAAGUGCAAAAGUUUCAAAUAUUUGUGAAUGAUGGUGGUGAUGUUGAUAAGCUGAGUUGGGAGUUGAAAGAAAACAAUGUUGCUGUUUAUGCGGUACAAGGACGUCGACCCCGUAUGGAAGAUCGUUUUGUCGUAAAUGAAAAUAUAAACAAUACUGGAGUUUCUCUCUUUGCUGUUUUUGACGGCCAUGGUGGUGAAUUUGCUGCCAACUAUGCUAGAGACAACCUGAUCAAUAAUCUGAAUAACAAGAUAAUAGAGGUGAAGAGGUUGAUAGCAAACGGAGGUCCAGAGAAAAGCCCACUGGGAAUAAAAGCCUACCAACCGCAAGCAUCGCCAAAGCCAGAUGCUAAGAAAGUGCAGCAAGAUAUUGCCAGUGAUAUAUUGAAACGACGUAAAAGCUUCAAGAAAACAGCUUCGCAAACGGCUGAUGAGUAUGAAUCGGGAAACUCUUCUGUAUCGGUGACAGAUCCGUUUCUAUUGGAGAAACUAGAUGCGCUGACUCGCCCCAUAACCAGAGAGGUGAGGCCUUCGCGCGGCUCGAUCUCUGGUGCAUCGGUCCCACCUCCCCAGCCACCUGACAUAUCUGUCUAUCUCAAUUCGGACUCUUCCAUCAAUUACAACCGGCUGUUGACUGAUGAGGUCUUAGCGGCAGAUCGACUUCUCGUCGAAGCAGCCAAGAAGUCCAUGGAUAUUGCUGGUACAACCGCACUGAUAGCUAUUGUUGAAGGCAGCAAACUUGUGGUGGCAAAUGUGGGCGAUUCACGCGGGGUCAUGUGCGAUAGCAAAGGCAAUGCUAUUCCUCUCUCAUUCGAUCACAAGCCACAACAGAAGCGUGAAAGCAAGCGGAUAGAAGAGGCGGGCGGCGUGAUCACGUUCAACGGGGUGUGGCGAGUGGCAGGCAUCCUGGCGACAUCACGAGCGCUGGGCGACUACCCGCUCAAAGACCGGCGCCUGGUGAUCGCCGACCCGGACGUGCUCACGUUCGACCUGGCCGACCACCGGCCGCAGUUCCUGGUGCUGGCCUCGGACGGCCUGUGGGACGCCUUCUCUAACGAGGAGGCGGUCGCCUUCAUCCGCGACCGGCUGUCCGAGCCUCAUCACGGCGCCAAGAGCAUCACCCUGCAGGCCUACUAUCGCGGCUCGCUCGACAACAUCACUGUCCUCGUCAUCAAUCUGCUGCAUCACAACUGGGCGCAGUAAGAGUAACACAACUGAAUGCAUUACCACAUUGAUUGUUUCACAUGCAAGUUCUAUGGUUUGAUUAACCUCCUUAUAUCAUCAAUAUAUCCCAUCAACGGGUUUUAUGAAAAUUACCCAUCAUCAAAAUUGACAAGCAUCUCCUAAAUUACAAGUUCAGAUGAAAAUUUAUAUGAGCUGUGAUUUUUGCUCAUGCGUUUUGUCUGAACAAAAAUCUAUUGAUACUUGGACGUUUUUACUUAUAUUAUCCUCAUAUAAUUGUAUACAACAAAGAAUUUUUUUGAUUUGUUUAAUUAUUAAACAAAUUACUAUUACCCUCUUUCUACUUUUUUAUAUUAUUUUAUUUAAUGAUUUAAAAUAUCCGAUGAACGCUAUAUAAAUAGAACUAGGGACUUCUGCUACUGCAAUUAUUAUCCGUAGAACGAAAUAGCAGAAAAAAAUUAGAAGAAUGAAACUGUCCAAAAAUUGCAAUUUUGGGCGCAAGUUUUGGACAGUCUCAUUUUUCAAAUUUCCUUCUGCUAUUUAUUUCUUCGGUCAAUAUUUGUAGUAGCAGAAGUCCUUAGUUCUAUUUAUAUAUAUCUUUCAUCGGAUAUUUGAAAUUAUUAUUGUACAGUAAUACAAUAUUGUCCUCAUAUUGUUGUAGUAAUAUGUGGCUUGGUGCAACAACUACCUAUGUCAAUUAUCAACUUUCUCACAAAUCAGCUUGAAAGUUCACCUUGUAUUUUCCAACUACGGCAUUUCGAUAAGGAAAUGUAAGUGCUAGAAGUGCAGAAGUCGACAUUGGUAGUUCUGGCAUGGAGUAUAAAUGACAAUCUGAAAACAUAUGUCUUCAUUUGUAGUUUUCACACUCUGAGAGUGAAAUUACUAAAUACAAAAACAACUUCUUAUUGCUUUGAGAUAGGACAUUGGCACUUCUGAAACUGAAAAUAAUCGAUAUUAGUGAUGUAUUUGGUGUAUUAAACUCCUUUUUGAAAAAAUUGACAUUGGUAGUUUUUGCACCAAGCCACAGAUAAUAAAAAAGUAAAAAGACUAGUAAUUUCUAUGAUUAAAUCGUAUACAAGUCUAAAUGUAUCUUUACUCAAUUGUAUAUCCCGCACUGAAGACCGACCUCCUCUACGUCAGUCGUUGUCUCUCCUCUCAGCUGAUCCUAUUCCUAUCACAUUGUACUUUCCUACCCGACAACAAACAGUUAACAGACAUUGGUUCCUAUGUUACCAAUCGAGAUAUCCAACAAGUAAGGCAAAAUUAGAGUCUUGCCCUCAUUAUUCGAAAUAGCAACUGUCUAAUCUCAUCACCCAACUACUAAGAAUUCAAUAUCUUAUUUGCAUAAAUACUGUACCGUAAUAGGAACACAAUUACAUUCAAACAGUUUUAUUGAUCUGACUUAGACUUCUACUGGAUAUUUAUCAGUAGACCAAAGACUAAUCCUCUUAAUAAUCAUAAAGCUACUUAUUCAGCUUUAUCCUGUUAUAUUUGAUGGCUUAUACAUGUUACCAAUUUAAGUUUUAAGCCAUAUGCAUAUGAUUUAGAUUCAUAUGCUUGUUUAGAUUGGAAUUUUUCACUUUAAUAACAAUAAUUUUUCUUUACCAUAAUCGACAUCUAAUAAUUAUUACUGUCAAUAUUGUAGAAAUGUUAAUACUGAAGCGUGAACUGAACAAGGCUAAUACAGUACUUUCAAAGAAAGUUUAUUAUGAUUUAAAUAAAUAUUAUCAUGAUUAUUGUAUUCCCAACUAUCAUAAUCUGAUAUGUUUUAAAUAAAAUCCAUAAAUUUACCAAAUACUAUUCAUCUAUCCUUUAAAAGGCAAAACAAUUAUGAAUAAAUUGAAGUUUCUAUGGUGCGAUUGAUAUCAUGGAUUCAAUCAAAAACUUUCAGAACACUAAUACUUUGAAUAACUUUGUAUUAAUACAUUGUAAUGUCAUACUUAUCUGGUGAAUUUAAUUUCUUAUCAAUGAAUAUACGAUUUAUUGAUGAGACGACGUUUGUACAAAACAUUCAUAACAAUUUUAUUGAUUAUUGUAGCAGCUAUGGUGGGAGACUUAUUAUAUAUUAUAUAUACUCAAUAAGAGAAUACACACAUUAUAUUCUAUACAUGCAACAUAAUGAAGUAAAAUAUUGUUUUUCACUUUAAUUCAAUCUUCUAUACUUCUGUAAAAGGAGUUUUUAUCAGAUUCUCCAAGUAUAUAUAUUAUUCUCAAGGUAUUGUCCUUCCUGCUAUUGGGAGAAUUUUUUCAGUCAAUUCCCUUUUUUAUAUAACUAUAGUCUAAUAUAAUUCAUUAACAUUCAUUGUAAAUGUUAAAUAAAUAGUUUAAUGCUAUUUGUCAUCAAUAUGUAGAAAUCAGUCCCAAGCCUAUCAAUGUCGAACAAAAUCGUAACCAAUAUUAUAAUAAUAUUUAAGCUUAUCCCGUUAUUUAUUUGAAAAAAAAUAUUUCUACUGGAAUCUUUGUGAGAAAUACUAAGUAUCAAUUGUUGCUUGCUAAUGUUGUGAAUUGUAAUUUACGCACUUGAUGUUGACUGUGAUUAUAGUUUUAUGUUUGAAAAACAUAAUUUUCUAUUAUUGUACUAUAAAUAAGUACAGUAAACAGGAUUAAUUGGCUUUGUAAAAUAGAUGCAAAAUAUUCUACAGUAUCAUUGUAUUGACAAUGUAAAAACCACAUCAAUAGUAGGCCUAUAAUUGUAUUAUUAUAAAUAUUCUGGUAAUAAUGUUUCUGUCAUAAUCGCGACAAUAUUUUUUAAUAUUCAUUGAAAUUUCUAGAAGGUGUAUAAGAUAUUUUUUUCAAUCUUUCUAUAUUCAAUUAAUUCAACACUAUCUCAUUAUUAAUUAUAUGUCUAUGAUUAAAUUUUAGUGUACAGCUAAAGAAAUGUGUACAAAUGUAUAUUGUUAAAAUCUUCAAUAUCACAAUACUCAAUGAACAAAUGUAAUUCUACUGUACGAGCUAAAAAUCAAUUUUCAAUUGAGCUAUGAAGGAUCGUUAUAAAUUAACACAGAUAAAAUUUUUUUCUUGUUUCAAAUACACCAUAUCACUUCCAAUAAACAUAGGAUUAUAAUAUGCAUUCAAUAAGAUUUUUUAAUUUGAAAUGGUAAUUGAAGUAGGAAUCUUGUAAUUAUUUAUACGUUUUUUGUCUCUGUAAAAAUAUAUUGGGCUGUGCGAUAUAGGUACAUGUAUUGUAUGUACAUCACUAUUUUUUAAUAUUUGAAUUUUGAAUAAUUUCAUGAUAAAUAAUACUUAUAAGAAUUAAUCUGUUUUGGAUAUAAUUGGCUCGCUCCUGUCAUUUUGACUAUAAUGAGAAUAAUAAUGGCUAUUGUAGAUAAAAUGUAAAAUCGUUUCAUUUUUUUUCAAAAAAUCCUAAAAAAAUAUAAAGCUAAUUAUUAUCAAUUUUCAAUCAAACUUGAGGAACGAGUUAUUUUGUUAAUAAUUGUUGUACUUUGGUAUACCGUUUCGCCUCUAAACCUAUAUCGUGGUUUUUCUCUCCCUAUCAUUUUUGACGAUGUACUUAUUGUAUGAAUCAGUCAAUCAAUAAAGUGGGAGAGAGGGCCGGCUGCGCCCCAACUUUGCUCACCAGUUGAAAUAAAGGCAGUCUAAAAUUAUAUAUCAGUUUCAUGACUGAAAUUAAUCUAUCAUUUAUCCGUAAUCAAUCAUUUUUUAUUUUCAUCAAUCAUGAUCAAAUCCAUAAGACUUAGAGUUAAAGUUGAGUUAAAGGUUUCCUUAUUAUAUUUACUACUAAUUAUUGUCCUUGAGUUUUUCGAAUCAAUCGUUUCAACUGACAACUGCUAUGGAAAGUUCCGUUAAUUUUUGUGAAAAAUUGAAGUUUCGCAAAUCAUUGGCAAUUGAAGCGAUUGUUCGUGUAAGUGGGUAAUGCUCCCAUGGCCAAAAAAUAACACUGGAAUUUAAUAUAAUAGGCCUACAUAACCAGGAAUUAGGCACUUCAUCAGGUUUGCUAUGAAUUACAGAUCAGUUUGAAGUACAGUAUAAUAAUGAAUUAUCACCGAAAUCGGGUAGAUCAUUGUUUUUCAGUUAGGAUUGUUAUCUCCUUUUCAAAUUGGUGAUAUUUAAUAAAAAAAUGAUUAUCACAGUAUUAGUAGUACUGUAAAAAUAUUCAGAUAUAUGAUCAAUUCCCUUGCUGACCAUUCUGUCUUUUAAUAAGUUGCACUCUGAUUUAUUAUUAUUGUUGAUAUAUCUAUUUAAUUAGGUAAUGCUUCAUUGAAUCAAACCCGCUUUGUUUCUAGUUGUUCUAGUCUGUUAGUUUGCGUUAUUUCCUAGCAUUUAAUCAUAUUGUUAUGCGUGUUUUAAAUUUACAUUCUUUAUUGUUAUUGUUUGAAGCUAAAGCGUUGAUGAUUGUGAAAGUCUGCUUUUUAAUCCAACUAAAUUGGCUAAUUGUGUAUGUUUUUGAAUAUUAUUAUCAUAUUUACAUUCUUUCUCUCUCUCUCUCGUUUUAUUGAAUUUUAUGCUAAGAGUUUGAUUGUUUUUCAUCACUGGAAAAUUCUACAAUCAAUAUUUUUUAUUUACUAUUUGUUAUUUUAAUUUUUUUAUAUCCAUGCCAUGAUCAUUAUAGUGUUCUCAUAUUCAUUUACGAUCAAGUUUAUCGACAAUAUAUCUUGGAUACGAACAAUUUAUCAUUAUUAUUUCAUGUACAUUAAUAUUUAUUUCUCAUUGUUUACGUCCAUGUAAGUUAGUAACUCAUCUAAUCCAUCCAUGACUGGAGCAGCGAUAGCUCAUCAAAUUUGCAGCCUCUGACUAACUUAAUUGAUUUUAGACUUAGUCACAUUCACCCAAAUUUAUUUAUUUCAUUUUAAAAUUUUAUAUUGAUUUUUACUGACAUAAAAAAUUAAUUUACUCUGCAUCUGGAUUAAAUGUAUAUUUCCUUAUAAACCUGUGCUGUUACUAUUGUGAUAUUAAUCAUCAAUUUAUUCAAAAUUAAUAAAAACCCUAUUUGAACAAUUAAACAGUACCUAUUUCAUUAGAUUCUCUAAUAACUAAUACCUACAAUUACCGUAACUGUAAUUAUAAUAAAACGCAUAUACUCGGUUGUAAAUUGUAAACAAGUUUUGUAAAAUAUUUUUCUAAGAUAUUCAAUUAACGAUUUUGUAAGUUGCCAGUUUAAUAUUGUUAUAUUCUCUUGUUCUGUAAUUAUCAUUUUUAACUUGUUCAUUU